UUUCCCCACCUGAAAAUUGAGAUAAGUUUUAUUAUCUCCUCAACUUAUUAGGAAGAUUAAGCAACAAAAUGCAUGUGAAGGAUUUAGUGCUUAUGUAGUAAGAGUACUGAUUGUAUUUGCAUUAUUACGUCAAUCAUAACCUACAGCUCGCAUUUGUGCUUGUCAAUAAGAGAAAGUUCCUUGGGGGCUGGGAUGGCCGUCGACACCAUCCCCUACAGUCCUUCAUACAGGAGCACGGGCACAGCAGAUGCCCCCCAGAUAAAUCCUGGCUCCACUGAGUUGAUUCAUGCAGGCAAUUUCACCUGGAAUGAAAUGCAAGCUAAAGGUGUUUCAGAGGGGCUUUGGUACCUGUUUGGCAAUAUUUCCCAGCUUAUUGAAAAAGGCCAACUGGGUGUCUCCACCACGGUAUCCCGCAAGGAGUGGGGGGCAGAAGCUGUUGGCUGCAGCACUCUGCUGAUGGGGCCAGUGGAUUUCCUCAUCGUGCACCACAUCCCUGGACUGGAGUGUCACAACCAGACCGUCUGCAGUCAGAGGCUGCGAGCACUGCAGGCCCACCAUGUCCACAGCAACCACUGGUGUGACCUGGCCUACAACUUCCUGGUUGGGGAUGACGGUGGGGUGUAUGAAGGCGUUGGCUGGAACACUCAAGGCCGGCACACCCAAGGCUACAACAACAUCUCCCUGGGCUUUGCCUUUUUUGGCCCCAAAGAAGGCCACAGUCCCAGCCCUGCUGCCCUGUCAGCCAUGGAGGGCCUAAUCUCCCACGCUGUCCGGAAGGGCCACCUGUCACCCGGGUUUGCUCAGCCACUUCUUGUGAAAGGCGAGAACUGUCUGGUGCCUCCGCAGAAGGCAAGUCUGAAGAAAGCUUGCCCCAGCAUUGUCCCGCGUUCUGCUUGGGAGGCCGGGGAGAUCCACUGCCCCAGGAUGAACCUCCCAGCUAAGUAUGUCAUCAUCAUCCACACUGCGGGGAGAACGUGCAACCUGUCUGAUGAGUGCCGCCUGCUGGUCCGCGACAUCCAUUCCCUCCUCAGGGACAGAUACGGCUCAUGUGACAUUGGGUAUAACUUCCUUGUGGGCCAGGACGGUGCUGUUUAUGAAGGGGUGGGCUGGAAUGUCCAAGGCUCCCACACCCCCGGCUACAACGACAUCGCCCUGGGCGUCGCCUUCAUGGGCACCUUCACAGGUUCUCCACCGAAUGCUGCAGCGCUGGAGGCAGCCCAGAACCUGAUCCAGUGUGCGGUGGACAAGAAGUAUUUGACUCCCAACUACCUUCUGGUGGGACAUAGUGAUCUCAGCAGCACCCUGUCCCCGGGGCAGGCUUUGUACAACAUCAUCAGAACCUGGCCUCAUUUCAAACACUGAGGGAGGGAGGCCCCUGCUGCUGCUGACACUGCCCCCUCCCCCGACUUCCAGGGCUCCUCUGUCCUCGCCCCAUGCCCUGGCUCAGCUCCCUGCUGGUCUCCUCUCCCCUGCCAGCCCCAUCCUGUCCCUCCUUCCUGAGGGCACUGUGAUCCCGUCCUGUCCUGCUCACAUCCUCCGGUGGCUCCCACACCCCGUAGCCCUCUGAGCCGGGGCCAGGCCUUCCUCUCUCCUCAUCUUCCUCUCCCCUGGGCACCCACCUCUUACCCCAGGUGAGACCAGGGGCUGGGCCCCGUUUAACUUCUCUUUCCCUCUGUACUUGCCCCUACCCUGUUGUCUGCCUGGCAGCCCCCAACCCUCACAAGUGACCCAGAUCCAUGACACCUCUUGGAGGAAACGCCCCCAGUGCCCUCCUCCCUGCUCACAUAUGUACAAAUUAGGACACAGCCCCUAUAUAAAGGGCUGCAGUUAUUUAUAUACAUGUCUGUUCUCUCUCGUGCAUGGUGAAUGUUGAGACUGGAUUUAUUCAUCUCUGCAUCGUCAGGAC
Molecule: messenger RNA, 1906 nt
Organism: Choloepus didactylus (southern two-toed sloth)
Lineage: Eukaryota; Metazoa; Chordata; Mammalia; Pilosa; Megalonychidae
Gene: PGLYRP4
Product: peptidoglycan recognition protein 4
Exons: 8
Coding region: 193-1362 (389 amino acids)
Biological process (GO): peptidoglycan catabolic process
Molecular function (GO): zinc ion binding; N-acetylmuramoyl-L-alanine amidase activity
Source: RefSeq, a predicted model, not a curated record